Molecule: messenger RNA, 396 nt
Organism: Rotaria socialis
Lineage: Eukaryota; Metazoa; Rotifera; Eurotatoria; Philodinida; Philodinidae
Source: the annotation of a GenBank genome assembly
AUGUUAAAGGAUCCGAUAGAAUUCGUCGUCGGAUUAGUCGACCUAGGUGGUUGUGGUCAUUCCGAUCUCAUUGAGCAGUACGUAAAACAUACGAAAUGUCCUUUUCCAGUAUAUACUGAUCCCACGCAAAAGAUUCAUGAAGCUUUUGAGCUGCAUCGAACGUUAAGUUUCGGGAAGAACAAGCCAAAUUACAUCAAAUCAUCAUUUUUUUCCAAUGUGGCCAAAUCAGCUAUAUCUCAAAUGGCCGCUGGAUCAGAUAUGUUCAAAGGUGGUGAUAUUCAACAAGUGGGCGGUGAAUAUCUGAUCAACAAAAUGAUUCAUAUUUAUGGCCACACAAAAUGGAAGAUACAAGAGAUCAUGUGGAAAUUGUCGAAUUACGUAAGAUAUUGUCAAUGA